Molecule: messenger RNA, 2734 nt
Organism: Varroa destructor (honeybee mite)
Lineage: Eukaryota; Metazoa; Arthropoda; Arachnida; Mesostigmata; Varroidae
Cellular component (GO): chitin-based extracellular matrix
Molecular function (GO): structural constituent of chitin-based larval cuticle
Source: RefSeq, a predicted model, not a curated record
AUUGAUUGCUAAGCAAACUUGUCAUAUGAAAAGACUGACAAUGAUGUCGAAAGCUGGUACCAAACGCUAACAAACGCCGCCAACGGUCGCGGGACUAUCCAAAGACUGUGUGCAUUUCGAGAAAAGUCGAGAACACAUAUAUCUGCUUAAUUCUGCCGUAGAGUGCAUAACAGUACAGCGGACAUCGAACGUGACCCCAACAUAUACUCCUUGGGUUUAUGCAAUACUGGCUCUCAUACCUAGUCAAGAGUGGAAUGCUACCCGUUCCCGUUUUGAACCGACCUAAAUCGGGAUAUCCGAACAGCGCUGAUAGCAAAAGCUCGUUAACGUCUGCAUUGUCCUACGCUUUCCGAUACGCAUCUAUGAGGCUAAAUUUCAUUACUGCCUCUCGGCAAAGAUUACGCGCGGAAUUUCAUUUUGGGCUUCUCUCGGCCUGGAUCAGAGUCCUGCUGCUUUCAACAACGAGCGGUAUAUGCAUCGUAGAUGUUAACAAGUGUUGAGAAGCACUUCUUAUUCAUCGCCAUCUUCAAUCUCCCGCAAAAGUACAACGUAUUUGGUGUGAGGAUGCUCGCACGCCGUUAACGUUUCGUGUAGCGAUGUGAUCUCGAAUAUGCUGCGCGUUUAGAUAGAGGCGCGACACGAUAGGAUGGACGAGCGCGUACGGAGUGCGCAAGAAUCCAGAAAUGACUUUAGCUUCAUUUGACUAGACGUACAGUAAGUAACUUAAAUCAACCUUGCCUACGUGGUCUAUAGUCAAGUGAAGAUCUCCUCUACAAAGUAUUUUCUACCAGCAUUUUCCAUUCCAAGAAGGCCAUUCAUGUUAGAAAGGUGAUUUACGCCACCCUUGCCAAUGCAGUGUAUAGCCAGAAAGAGAAGAGAUGCUGCACGGAGUAUUUAAUCACAGGACGCUGCUCAUCCAACAUCGACAACAGUGGACAAACAACAGUAUUUGCUGACAAGAUGGCCCGUCUCAUGAAGGCUUCAUACGUGUUCUGCUUAAUGGCAACAAGUGCACUCGGAACACCGAGCUAUGACCAGCCCUUCAAGUCUACCCAUGUUACUCAAAAAUACGAGGAAAAUACGCCUAAGAGUUACCGUUUUGCGUUCUCAUCGGAUGAUAUCGAAGCAAACCAGAAACGCGAAGAGCGAUCCGGUGAAGAUGGUCAAGUGCGUGGCUCCUACUCAUUCAUGCUCCCAGACGGAACUAAGCGGAGUGUACGCUACAUAGCCGACGAAGCUGGAUUUCGUGCAAAAAUCGAAUCCAAUGAACAUGGAUUGAAGGCAAAAAAUCCAGCCGAUGUGAAGCUUAUGGUUUCACCUCCCAAGGUUUCGCUUAAACAGGAAUGGUCGCCUGGAGCCAUUAAGCAGGACUGGAACGAGAAAGGCGCCAGUUUUGGCCAAGUAUGGAUGCCCGAAUCUAUCAAACAGGACCGGAACGAAAAGAACGUAGUCUUCAACCAGAAUCGGACGCCAGCCCCAGUAAAGCAGGACUGGAACGAGACAAACACUGCCGUCGCUGAUGGUUUAGCACCUGCUAAGCAGAGCUGGAAUAAGAAUGAACAGGCCGUUAUUCUUCAAAACGGUUGGCCCACCAAGCCUGCUCCAGCUAAUCAAGGUUGGCAAGAAGGGUGCCAGCUCUCGGCGCCACUUACAAAGCAUUGGUCACAGACCCCUCAGAUAGAGGAGGUUAAAUCGGGCUGGUCAGACGACACCCUUAAAGAAGCUUGGCAUGACGCGGCUCCUCGUGCCCACCGACAACAGAAGUGGUCGCCUAAAGGUGCCUCCAUUAAGCAACAAGGUUGGCCUGCUGAAUCCUCUCAACAGGUCUAUGGAUCUCAUGGUGGAUGGUCCGCCAAUGCAUUUAUUACCCAGAAGGCUCAAUGGGCUUCUAAAGUAACAGCUGUCAAAGACGCCGAAUGGUCCCAACAACCCGAGGCAGUCAAAAAAGGAUGGUCCGAUGAUUCGUCUUCCGCCCCUGUACGGCAAGGCUGGGCAGAGGAAGCGUCGUGGUCAACACAGAAGACUCCACCUGUAAAACAAGCCAAGUGGUCUGAUUACAUAUCACCUGCUCCUCUUAAGCAAGAACAGUGGUCUGCACAAAAGACAUCGGCUCUUAAAAGCAGUUGGCAUAAUGAACAGAUAUCUGUCCCAGUGGAAACUGUUUAUGACACGUAUUCUAGUAACCAAAAUCGCGUAGACAGCCCUAAGGCUACUGACUGGAGCGGAAAAAGUACAGAAGCUAAAUUUGGAAGCGGAUCUCGUUUAGAGAGGUUUACCCAGAGCGCAUCCGACGACAGACAAUCACCAAACGUUAAACUGGAAUUACCGCAUGCUGACAAAAUUGAGUGGUUCUCCCCACCAGGAACUAAAUUUGCUGUCCUCAAGCAGCAAAAACAGCAGUGGUAAACAAGUGAUGGAAAUAAUACCGGAACAUGCAUUAAAAUUCCCUAACAAGCAUCGUUUAUGCAGCGAAACACGACCAAACUAUUUCGCCCUUCUAAGCUAGAUUAUGCUUCUAGCUUAAUAAUGUUUCAACUACUAUUUAUUUUGCACGUACAUUCUGUGACACUUCCACAAAGAGGACUACUUCUGCUUGACAAUAUGUAUAUUGCAGUAAAUCUUCUUGAAGAGCUUUACUCUGUAAAGAAUAAAGCUGUAGAGCAAUUACCUGCGAGACCCUAAUCCGCCAGAUAAAUUUCCAAAACAGAAUUUGCCUGAAUACAAAAAGUCGUGA